This is a messenger RNA of Fundulus heteroclitus (mummichog), 4120 nucleotides long. Its product is annotated as potassium voltage-gated channel subfamily H member 8. The transcript is spliced from 15 exons. Gene Ontology annotation, cellular component: membrane. NCBI's taxonomy places the organism in Eukaryota, Metazoa, Chordata, Actinopteri, Cyprinodontiformes, Fundulidae. Bases 537 to 3797 code for a protein of 1086 amino acids. The record is from RefSeq and is a predicted model, not a curated record. Gene Ontology annotation, molecular function: voltage-gated potassium channel activity. Gene Ontology annotation, biological process: regulation of membrane potential; potassium ion transmembrane transport.
GCGCAUUCAUCAGGACAUCAAAGAAUGAGAGGUGAGGAAAUUCUGGAUUUCAAAGAGAGCGAAAUAGGGGAGGGGGAGCGCUGGCAGGAGGAGAAAAGGGAGAACGGAGAGGCUUUUUUCAGUCAGCAUGCUCAGGAGGGUUAAUGCUUGGAGUUGAAAAGGUGUUCGAGCCGCAAAGGAGGAGAGGAAGAAAAGGGUAAAGGGGGAGGAGAGGGAGGUGGCAUUGCUGCACAUCCGUGCGUAAAUGUGAGCACCCUCGCCGCGGUCGCUCCAUCCCCUCCACCCUCAACCCCCCCUGCGCCUGCCUCCAGCGGCUCCGUCUCUGCGCCUCUGCAAGCCGGGAUCACCCGCGCGGUGCUCGGCGGCCAGAAAAAGCUCGGACCGUGGAGUCCCGGCUGUCGCGGCUCGGCGCCCUCCUGCAGGGCUUGGGAGGAGCGCCGGGGAACUCCGCCAGGUUUCUGCCGGGCUUCGUGACCACCGCCGCGGAGAGCCAUGGCUCGGAGCGCCGGGAGAGACGCGGCUCGACGCGCUCUCGGAUGCCGGUGAUGCGGGGUCUGAUCGCGCCGCAGAACACCUUCCUGGACACCAUCGCCACUCGGUUCGACGGGACGCAUAGCAACUUCGUUCUUGGGAACGCACAGGUCCAGUCCGUCUACCCCAUCGUCUACUGCUCCGAUGGUUUCUGUGAGCUCACAGGCUUUGCCCGCGGCGAGCUGAUGCAGAAGAGCUGCAUGUGUCACUUCCUGUACGGCAGCGAGACCAGCGACCGCAUCACCUCGCAGAUGCAGAAGGCUCUGGACGAACGGCGGGAGUUCAAGACUGAGAUCGUCCUGUACAAGAAGAGCGGCUCCGAGUUCUGGUGUCUGCUGGACAUCGUUCCUAUCAAGAAUGAGAAGAGCGAGGUGGUUCUGUUCCUGGUCUCGCAUAAGGAUAUCACAGAAAAUAAGGACCUGGACCGCGGCAAUGAUUCUGACACCGACGAGGAACUGGGCCUUGAGAUCCGUCAGGUCAGCCGCCCUCCAGGGUGCAACAUGGAGCGCCGGCGCAGUCGGGCUGUCCUCUACCAGCUCUCCGGACAUCUUCAGAAGCAGGACAAGACCAAGAGCAAACUGAAAAUCAACAAUAGUGUUCUUGGAGCCAACGCUAACCCGAUUCCAGAGUAUAAGGUGGCCGACGUCCAAAAGUCCCGCUUCAUCCUGCUUCACUAUGGCGCGUUCAAGGCCGGCUGGGAUUGGCUCAUCCUUCUCGCCACCUUCUACGUAGCCAUCACUGUUCCCUACAACGUCUGCUUCACCGCCGUGGAGAUACGAGAGGACGGCGUCUCGGCAGCCAGGAACCCUCCGAGCGUCAGCGACAUCUUGGUGGAGAUACUCUUCAUCAUUGAUAUCGUCCUGAACUUCAGAACAACUUACGUCAGCACGUCCGGUCAGGUCGUGUACGACGCUCGCUCCAUCUGCAUUCACUACGUCACCUCCUGGCUGUUUGUGGACCUGAUCGCAGCCUUGCCCUUUGACCUUCUCUACGCCUUCAACAUCAGCGUGAACUUUGGGGUUCACCUGCUGAAGACGGUGCGACUCCUUCGGCUUCUCCGCCUCCUGCAGAAGCUGGACCGUUACUCUCAGUACAGCGCAGUGGUGCUCACGCUGCUCAUGUCCACCUUCGCCCUCCUGGCCCACUGGAUGGCCUGUGUCUGGUACUUCAUUGGACGCAGCGAGAUUGAAAGCAACAACGCCGCCUCCUGGGAAAUAGGCUGGCUCCAUGAACUGGCCAAACGUUUGGGAACGCCAUACUUCCCGACGCCUCUCGCCUCCCUGCUGGGACUCUCCGAUUCCUCUCCCAGUGCCGCGAUGGCGGCCGACGCCGGCCACUGGAACGCUUCGGGUUCGCAGGCGCUGAACGGCACCGGCGGGUUGGGCCCGGCCCUGUGGAACGGCACCCGGACCAGACUGAGGACGCUGAACGGCUCGGCGAUGACGCUGAGCGGGGGGCCGUCCGUCAGGAGCUCCUACGUGACGUCUCUGUACUUCGCUCUCAGCAGUCUCACCAGCGUGGGCUUUGGCAACGUCUCGGCCAACACCGACUCGGAGAAGAUCUUCUCCAUUUGUACCAUGCUGAUCGGAGCCUUGAUGCACGCCGUGGUCUUCGGGAACGUGACCGCCAUCAUUCAGAGGAUGUACUCCCGCCGCUCCCUCUACCACACCCGCACCAAGGACCUGAAGGACUUCAUCCGUGUGCAUCGGCUACCGAAAGCCCUGGAGCAGCGCAUGAUGGAGUGCUUCCAGACGACCUGGUCCGUCAACAAUGGCAUCGACGUCAGCGAGCUGCUGAAGGACUUCCCGGACGAGCUCAGGGCGGACAUAGCCAUGCACCUGAACAAAGAGCUGCUGCAGCUGCCGCUGUUUGAAUCAGCCAGCAGGGGGUGUCUCCGUUCCCUCUCCCUCAUCAUCAGGACCUCCUUUUGUGCCCCUGGAGAGUUCCUCAUCCGCCAGGGCGACGCUCUCCAGGCAAUAUACUUUGUCUGCUCGGGAUCUAUGGAGGUUCUGAAGGAUAGCACAGUUCUGGCCAUUCUGGGUCGCGGUGACCUGAUCGGCUCUGACUGCCUCACCCAGGAGGAGGUGAUUAAGACCAACGCCUGCGUGAAGGCCCUCACCUACUGCGACCUGCAGUACAUCAGCCUCAAAGGGCUCCGCGAGGUGCUCUGCCUCUACCCCGACUACGCCCAAAAGUUCAUCACCGAGAUCCAGCACGAUCUGACGUACAACCUGCGAGAGGGGCACAGCACUGAGGCAGACUGCGAGAGCAACGGCGGCCUUGUGAAGAAACUUCCCAGCAUCAAGGAGGACGAGGAGGGCUCCGGAUCUGAGGGGGAACACUCUCCCCUCCCCAAGAUCUCCUCCCUGGGGAGGUUGGGCCGAGGUCUGCGCUCCCCGCUGCGCUCCCCUCUGCGCUCCCCGCUGCUGCCGCCGAGACCUUUCAGGCCGAUGAGCGAGCCCGCUCGGCCCUCCAGCCUGCAGAUCCCCGUGGUGAGCUUCAGCUGCCUGCAGCCGGACCUCAGCCCCCGGUUCGUGGACGGCAUCGAGACGGACCACCAGAGCAGCCCGGCUCAGAGGUUCGACUUUUCUCCCAGCGCGACGCAGCGCUUUCUGCCCGGCCCCGAUCCGGCCGCUCCAGGAGCCCGGGACGGCGGCGACACCAUGCAGACUAUCGAAAAGCUAAAGCACGAGAUGUGCGUCCUCUCCCGCCAGGUAACAGCCGUGAGCCAGGAGCUGCAGGAGAUGACCCGCCUCCUCAAGCCCCUCUUCCACAACCCCUCCGCGCUGCUGAUGCCCUGCUCCGUGACGCCCCCUCCCAGCGUGUCCCCUCGCUGCUGCUCGCCGGGCCCGACCACUUUAGCCCAGCAGGCCCCGGUCCCCUGUCUGCACUCCCCUCGGCGGGGCGCAGGCGCGGCGUUUCAGGGGCAGCCCGACCCCCUCCGCUGCUCCCUAGCCGUCUCCCCUCCUCCCUCUCAUCGCUCGGCUCCCCCUUCGCUCAACAGCUCUCCUCACGAGCACACGGCUGUAUCCCACCCCUGCUUUUCGUCCUCCAUCCCAUCGUUCACCUCUCCUCUCCUGGUUGAUUUAUCAGAACCCGGCUCCGAGUCACAGAUGCAGGCCCGAUCCCACCUCCCGGCAUCCUCCCACUCCUGCAUCCGGCCCUUUCUGCAAGCCUCCGGCACGGCGGCGAACCCCCAAACUCCCGGGAUGAACGUGCACGACGUGCAGCUCAGCUUCGUCGACGAGGGGCAGCCGUCGGUGUAAAAACGGACCUCAGUCGGCCAGCUGCAUGACGAACAAUCUGGCCCGAGUCUGGCAUGCUGCUCUGUAGACAUGUUUUUAGACCCUUCUCAUGAGCACGCUCUAUAAAACGUGAACACAAACUUGCUAAACUGUGUUUUUUUUAUGUGUUUGGUCCUGAAACGGUUUUAGAAACAGACAAAUGAAGGGAAUUCUGGGAGUUGUAGGAAGUAAAACGGUCCUUUUAUGGCAGAGAUCCCGUUAAUUGUGGGAUUUUAAGGAUUUAUUUGAACUACGUUUCUUUCCAAUUAUACCAGAAAAAAAAACAGCAAUGAUUUUUUUUUUUU